AUGCGAGGUUUUACAAUUGCUUGUAUACUUGGAAAUAAUUCCUCGUCAACAACAACAACAACAACAACGAAUCAUUUAAAACGAAAAAUAUCGAAUGAAAAUGAUGAUUAUGAACAUCAAUUACAUAAACGACAAACAAUUGAAGCACCUGAAAUUUUAUCACCAUCAUCUAUUGUGCAAUUACCAUCAUCAAUAAAUCAUAACGAUAAUUGCAAUAAUAAAUUAUCAAGUAGUAAUGAUGAAGAACGUGAUUCAUCAGGUGAACAACAUAGUUUAGAUGAUCGACCAAGAAAAGUACGACGUAGUCGAACAACAUUUUCAACCUAUCAAUUACAUCAAUUAGAACGUUCUUUUGAAAAAACACAAUAUCCUGAUGUAUUUACACGUGAAGAACUUGCUAUGAGGCUUGAUUUAAGUGAAGCACGUGUACAAGUUUGGUUUCAAAAUCGUCGAGCAAAAUGGCGUAAACGUGAGAAAGCACUCGGUCGUGAAAGUCCAAGUUUUAUAGCACCACAUGAUAUUGAAUCAUUUCGUCAACAAAUGUCAUCGUAUUUAUCUAAUGCUUUAACAGCAAAUGUUCCUCCGAAUAAUUCUACAAAUGAUCGGCCUUCACAAGUAAUACCACCACCACCCGCACAUUAUCUUCCAUUUUUAAUGGGUCAUAUUGAUGAAAAACUAUUAACACGUUUACCUUCCAAUCAACAUCCACAUUUUAAUCUACUUUAUCAUAAUCAUCAACCAACUUCUUCAUCAACAACACUAAAUCCAUCAUCAGUAUCACCUUCAUCAAAUUCUUCGUCAUCAGAAUCCUAUUUAACCAAUGUCAUUGAUAGAUUUGAUCAUCAUAGACGUGUUAAACUAGAACUACAAGAUACAAGUGCUUGA
This is a messenger RNA of Adineta steineri, 885 nucleotides long. Lineage: Eukaryota; Metazoa; Rotifera; Eurotatoria; Adinetida; Adinetidae. The record is from the annotation of a GenBank genome assembly.